Fulmarus glacialis (Northern fulmar) is the source of this 2419-nucleotide messenger RNA. It is a transcript of the gene ASTN1, whose product is annotated as astrotactin 1. Gene Ontology annotation, molecular function: protein binding. Gene Ontology annotation, biological process: neuron cell-cell adhesion; neuron migration. NCBI's taxonomy places the organism in Eukaryota, Metazoa, Chordata, Aves, Procellariiformes, Procellariidae. The transcript has 17 exons. The annotation marks the transcript as partial. The record is from RefSeq and is a predicted model, not a curated record.
GCCUUGGCCGUACACCAUCUUCCAGCGAGGCUUCGACUUGGUGCUGGGCGAGCAGCCAUCCGACAAGAUUUUUCGGUUCACCUACACCCUGGGGGAAGGCAUGUGGCUGCCGCUGAGCAAGAGCUUCGUCAUCCCGCCAGCCGAGCUGGCCAUCAACCCCUCGGCCAAGUGCAAGACCGAUAUGACGGUGAUGGAGGACGCGGUGGAGGUCAGGGAAGAGCUGAUGACCUCCUCCUCCUUCGACAGCCUGGAGGUCCUCCUCGACUCCUUCGGCCCUGUCCGCGACUGCUCCCGGGACAACGGGGGCUGCAGCAAGAACUUCCGCUGCAUCUCAGACCGCAAGCUGGACUCGACGGGCUGCGUGUGCCCGACGGGACUGAGCCCCAUGAAGGACGGCACAGGCUGCUACGACCGUCACGUCGGCGUGGACUGCUCGGAUGGCUUCAACGGGGGCUGCGAGCAGCUGUGCCUGCAGCAGAUGGUCCCCCUGCCCGAGGAGCCCCUGCUCUACAACAUCCUCAUGUUCUGCGGGUGCAUCGAGGACUACAAGUUGGGCACGGACGGGCGGUCGUGCCAGCUCAUCUCGGAAUCGUGCCCCGAGGCGGGGGUGGCCACGGGGCAGGUGCUCAAAGGGACGUUCAGGCAGAACAACUUUGCCCGGGGCCUGGAGCAGCAGCUGCCGGAUGGGCUGGUGGUGGCCACGGUGCCCCUGGAGAACCAGUGCCAAGAGGAGCUCUCCGACCCCAUGCCUGACCCCGAGUUCCUCACCGGGAUGGUCAACUUCAGCGAGGUGUCCGGAUACCCCCUCUUGCAGCACUGGAAGGUGCAGUCAGUCAUGUACCACGUCCGGCUCAACCAGCUGACCAUCUCCCAAUCCUUCAGCAACGCGCUCCACUCUCUGGAUGGGGCCACCUCCCGCGGAGAUUUUGUGGCACUGCUGGACCAGUUUGGCAACCACUACAUCCAAGAGGCAGUGUAUGGCUUUGAGGAGUCCUGCUCCAUCUGGUAUCCCAACAGGCAGGUCCAGCGGCAGCUCUGGCUGGAGUACGAGGACAUCAGCAAAGGCAACUCCCCCUCAGACGAGUCGGAGGAGCGCGAGCGGGACCCCAAGGUGCUCACCUUCCCCGAGUACAUCGCCAGCCUCUCCGAGUCGGGCACCAAGCGCAUGGCGGCCGGCGUGCGGAUGGAGUGCCAGAGCCGCGGGCGCUGCCCCUCCUCCUGCCCGCUCUGCCACGUCGCCUCCAGUCCUGAUGUGCCAGCUGAGCCCAUCCUACUGGAGGUCACCAAAGCAGCCCCCAUCUACGAGCUGGUCUCCAACAACCAGACCCAGCGGCUCUUGCAGGAGGCCACCAUGAGCUCACUGUGGUGCUCGGGCAGCGGGGACGUCAUCGAGGACUGGUGCCGCUGUGACUCGAGUGCCUUCGGGGCUGAUGGGCUGCCCACCUGCGCGCCUCUCCCACACCCCAUCUUGCGGCUCUCCACCGUUCACGAGCCCAGCAGCACACUGGUGGUGCUGGAGUGGGGGCACUCGGAGCCCCCCAUCGGGGUGCAGAUCGUCGACUACCUCCUCCGUCAAGAGAAAGUCACCGACAGAAUGGACCACUCCAAGGUGGAGACAGAGACAGUGCUGAGCUUCGUGGACGACAUCAUCUCCGGCGCCAAGUCACCCUGCGCCAUGCCGGCCCAAGUGCCCGACAGGCUCUCCUCCACCAUCUCCCUCAUCGUUCGCUGCCUGGAGCCCGACACCACCUACAUGUUCACGCUCUGGGGAGUCGAUAACACAGGAAGACGCUCCAGGUCCAGUGAUGUGACGGUCAAGACCCCCUGCCCUGUGGUAGACGAUGUGAAAGCUCAAGAAAUAGCAGACAAGAUCUACAAUCUCUUCAACGGCUACACCAGCGGCAAGGAGCAGCAAACAGCCUACAACACUCUGCUGGACCUGGGUUCCCCAAGCCUGCACCGAGUCCUUUACCACUACAAUCAGCACUACGAGAGCUUUGGGGAGUUCACCUGGCGCUGUGAAGAUGAGCUGGGGCCCAGGAAGGCCGGCCUCAUCCUCUCGCAGCUGGGGGACCUCAGCAGCUGGUGCAACGGGCUCCUGCAAGAGCCCAAGAUCAGCCUCCAGCGCUCGUCCCUCAAGUACCUCGCCUGCCGCUACAGCGAGAUCAAGCCCUAUGGGCUCGACUGGUCGGAGCUCAGCCGGGACCUCAAGAAGACGUGCGAGGAGCAGACGCUGAGUGUCCUUUACAAUGACUAUGGUGACAAGGACUACUGAGGGUUGCAGGCGCCCGCUCUCAUGCUGGCCUUCCCACAGGCGUUUGUGAGAGUUUUAUACACGGACCCAUGGGGGGGGAGGGUGUCACUGAUGUUUCUGGAAGCAAAAAUUUGGACCGGGGGAGCGAAACCAGCUGCUCUGUGC